CUAGCGCAAAGCGGAAACGGAGCUGCGAGGCUGCGGCUCUAGGCGAAGCCACCGGCGUUGCCCCUCCGCCAGGGCCCUUUGGGGCAGGCACGCUCCGCCCCGCCUCCGGCAAGCCCCGGUGCCACCUCCCGCCCUGGGCUUGCUCCUGCCUUGCGCUUCGGCGCAUUUUUCCUGGGUGGCGCCCAGGCGCUGAAGAGGCGCGAUGGAGAAGACGGUCCGCGACUGCCUCGUGGCCGCCUUGGAGGACCUGGCGGACGACGAGCUGAAGAAGUUCAAGGGCAAGCUCCACGAGCUGCCGGUCAGGGAGGGCUACGACAACAUCCCCCGAGGGAGGCUGCAGAAGGCGGACGCCUUGGACCUGAGCGACCUCCUGGUGAGCUACUACACGGAGGGCUACGCCGUGGAGGUGGCGGCCGCGGCGCUGGGAGCCGUCAACUGCAAGCCCCAGGCGGAGAGGCUGCGCAGAGGCACCGGGAACGGUGACCACAGAGCUCUUCCGGGACCAGCACUUUCCACCAGGUCUGUUUUAGGAAGAGAUGCGAUGCAGGAGGCGGUCCCAGCAGAGCAGCAUUUCAUUGAGCGGCACCGAGAGGCGCUGAUCCAAAGGACUGGCACAGUGGAGGGCGUUCUGGAUCAGCUCUAUGGAACCGUCAUGGAUGAGGAGCAGUAUGCCAGGAUCUGCUCAAAGGGGACCAACCAGGAAAAAAUGCGGGAGCUCUACAAGCUGGUGCCAAGCUGGAACCGCUAUUGCAAGGAUCAGCUGUACAAGGCCCUGAAGAGCAAAAACAAGUUCCUCAUUGCUGACCUUGAAGGCCAGUGAGGCCCUCAAGGCACAGCAGCUUCCCAGGGCACCGAAAUCCAACUCUCCGCACCGGAGCAGCAGAACCUCUGUCAGCCUGAGGGCCAAAUGCCAUUCCAGAGAAGUUCACCAGGGCCACAAUUAAGUGGUGGUGGGCCAAAGACACAAGGGAUGUGCAAAAUGCCAGCAUCUUUUAGCUUAAAGCCCUUACUGCUAGUAAAUAAACCGUCAGUCUUCUAAAA
Varanus komodoensis (Komodo dragon) is the source of this 1041-nucleotide messenger RNA. RefSeq names its product PYD and CARD domain containing (gene PYCARD). The transcript has 3 exons. The record is from RefSeq and is a predicted model, not a curated record. Lineage: Eukaryota; Metazoa; Chordata; Lepidosauria; Squamata; Varanidae. The coding region runs from base 203 to 820 and encodes 205 amino acids. Gene Ontology annotation, biological process: innate immune response; inflammatory response; regulation of apoptotic process.